Molecule: messenger RNA, 546 nt
Organism: Pecten maximus
Lineage: Eukaryota; Metazoa; Mollusca; Bivalvia; Pectinida; Pectinidae
Source: RefSeq, a predicted model, not a curated record
UUAUCAUAAUUGUACCAUUUCAGCAUAUUCGUUUGUAAUUAGAUAUCUUUGUGAUAUGAUAAAACCAACUAAACACGCACUCGUUUUUGUUUUGAUGCAGCGUGGACCUAUUUCCGGUUUGAAGGCUAUCCGGUUAUUGGGAGGGAACGAGGAGGAUUUCCGGCCUGAUAUCAACAACCUUUUGGAAAUCGUUCCAUGUGCAGACUACACACAGCAAAUCAGGUGGAAAGCGGUUACCCAGGAAGCGAAAGAGUUGAGUGACACUCCCAAUACAGAUGUGGAUGGUGAUGUUGAUGAUGUAAAUGUGCAAAGCUCUUCCAGAACAUCCGUACCCCGACAGCACAUUACAAAGUUUGUUGGUCGGAGGAUCGCCCACCAGUGGAUAAUACAAGAGGGAAAAUUAGAGUGGUACCAUGGUACAGUAUUGGCAGUUAUUAGAGGGAAAGAUGGUGAAGAUGAUGCUGUUUACGAUGUCCAAUAUGAUGAUGAAGAUGAUUCCUUUGAAGUAGACCACCUUACUGAGGACUACAAAGCUUCUCAAUUGAA